UGUCUCCCGCUCCGCCUCGAGCUCCAGCUCCGGUUUUUCCCUCCGCCACCCUCUCCCCCUCCCCGCCUCUCCUUUAACUCCCCCUCCCGGGCUCGGGACUGGUUUCCUCCCUUAGCCCGCUGCCCUCAAUCCCGGCGAGGCUGGGGCUCCGACUUGGCGUCCCUUUCCUUGCUCCCUUGUCCAGCGCUCCAUGCCAUCCCCGCCGGGUCCCCGACUCCCCCAGGCCCGCUCACCAAUCCCGGGGUGCUCGAGCCAGGGCCGAGGCGUAAGGCGCCUGCAGACCGUCCCUGGAAGGGCUCUUGCGGACUGAGCGCCCCAGAGCUGGGCGCGGGCAGAGCAAGAAGCGGGUCCGCGUGGGAGCGGGGGGCAUCAGCCACCCGGGAGGUCAGGGCAGAAUAGCUGGGGCAGCUAAGGCAGUCACCCCAGGGGGUGAGCGACUUUGGGGGAGUUGGUGCCCCGCCCCCCAGGCCUUGGCGGGGUCAUGGGGGCCCCCCAUUCUAGGCCGGGGGGCGUGCGAGUCGGGGCCCUGCUGCUGCUCGGUUUUUGGGGGCUGGUGUCUGGGCUCAGCCUGGAGCCUGUCUACUGGAAUUCGGCGAAUAAGAGGUUCCAGGCAGAGGGUGGUUAUGUGCUCUAUCCUCAGAUUGGGGACCGGCUAGACCUGCUCUGCCCCCGGGCCCGGCCUCCUGGCCCCCACUCCUCUCCUAAUUAUGAGUUCUACAAGCUGUAUCUGGUGGGGGGUGCCCAGGGCCGACGCUGUGAGGCACCCCCUGCCCCAAACCUCCUUCUCACUUGUGACCGGCCAGACCUGGAUCUCCGCUUCACCAUCAAGUUCCAGGAGUAUAGCCCUAACCUCUGGGGCCAUGAGUUCCGCUCACACCACGAUUACUACAUAAUUGCCACAUCGGAUGGGACCCGGGAAGGCCUGGAGAGCUUACAGGGGGGUGUGUGCCUUACCAGAGGCAUGAAGGUGCUUCUCCGAGUGGGACAAAGUCCCCGGGGAGGGGCUGCCCCACGAAAGCCUGUGUCUGAAACGCCCAUGGAAAGAGACCGAGGGGCAGCCCACAACCUGGAGCCUGGGAAGGAGAACAUGCCAGGUGACCCCACCAGCAAUGCAACCUCCCGGGGUGCUGAAGGCCCCCUGCCCCCUCCCAGCAUGCCCGCAGUGGCUGGGGCAGCAGGGGGGCUGGCGCUGCUCUUGCUGGGCGUGGCAGGGGCUGGGGGUGCCAUGUGUUGGCGGAGACGGCGGGCCAAGCCUUCGGAGAGUCGCCACCCUGGUCCUGGCUCCUUUGGGAGGGGGGGGUCUCUGGGCCUGGGGGGUGGAGGUGGGAUGGGACCUAGGGAGACUGAGCCUGGGGAACUAGGGAUAGCUCUGCGGGGUAGUGGGGCUUCAGAUCCCCCCUUCUGUCCUCACUAUGAGAAGGUGAGUGGUGACUAUGGGCAUCCUGUGUACAUCGUGCAGGAUGGGCCCCCCCAGAGCCCUCCAAACAUCUACUACAAGGUAUGAGGGCUCCUCUCGCCUGGCUGUCCUGGAUCCAGCCCUUCUUGGGGUGUUUCUCCAGUGUAAUUUAUGGUUGGAGGGAUACCUCUAGCAUCUCCUUGGCCCCCUUUCCCCCACCAGCUCCUUUGCUCCUCCUGGCUGUUGCCCUUUUCUCCACUUGUAGGAUUCCUUACGACUUCCACCGAACCACCUUCUGCCCUAUGGUUGGCCUUGUGUGCCCUGUCUCUGUCUCUGGGUCCUAUUCCCUUGGGGAGGGUGCAAAGACUCAGCCUCCUCUUCUGACCAUGACCCAGGGAUCUUUGCACCCCUUACCCACAGAGAGCUAGGGGUGGGAACAGUCUCUCUUUUGGUUGGCACAUCUUUCUUUCUGUCUCUCACUUUUUCUUCUCUUCUCUUCUCUUCUCUUCUCUUCUCUUCUCUUCUCUUCUCUUCUCUUCUCUUCUCAUUCUUUUUCUCUCUAUUCUGUCUCUAGGUCUGUUCUUUUUCCCUAGCAUCCUCCUCCCUACAUCUCCUUUUACCCUUGCUUGGUCUUCUUAUCCUGUGUCUCUCCCAUCUCCUGGGUGGGGGCAUCAAAGCUUUUAUUCCCUGAGCUCCCUCUUCUGACCUCUUACCAACCACUCCUCAGUCUGCCAAAAUGGGGGCCUUAUGGGGAAGGCUCUGGCACUCCACCCCAGCUCAGAGCAUGGGCAGCAGGGCCUCCUUCUCUGCCCUGCCCUAGGCCUCUACAUACUUAUUCCAGCCAUUUGGGGUGGUUGGGUCACAACAGCUACCAUGAGAAGAAGUGUCCUGUUUUGUCCAGUGGCCAAUAUCAAGAUAUGAACUGGUCGUGACACAUAUGGACUUGAUCUGAUGCUGAAUGGGCCACUUGGGACAGGAAAUGACUUGCUCCAGACAAGAAGUGACCAGGCCUGGACAGAAGUGGCCUGGGAAGUGGCAGAAGCAGAGCAGCAGGAACUGGAAGUGCCUUCAUCCAGGACAGGAAGUAGCGCUUCUGAAAUAGGAAGUGGUCUGGCUGGAGG
Hipposideros armiger (great roundleaf bat) is the source of this 2517-nucleotide messenger RNA. It is a transcript of the gene EFNB3, whose product is annotated as ephrin B3. The record is from RefSeq and is a predicted model, not a curated record. Lineage: Eukaryota; Metazoa; Chordata; Mammalia; Chiroptera; Hipposideridae. Gene Ontology annotation, molecular function: ephrin receptor binding. The transcript has 5 exons. Gene Ontology annotation, biological process: ephrin receptor signaling pathway; axon guidance. The coding region runs from base 482 to 1504 and encodes 340 amino acids. Gene Ontology annotation, cellular component: plasma membrane.